Molecule: messenger RNA, 5929 nt
Organism: Mobula hypostoma (lesser devil ray)
Lineage: Eukaryota; Metazoa; Chordata; Chondrichthyes; Myliobatiformes; Myliobatidae
Gene: serac1
Product: serine active site containing 1
Exons: 16
Coding region: 24-2168 (714 amino acids)
Source: RefSeq, a predicted model, not a curated record
GGAGCCAUUGGAGGAGGGGGAAGAUGGGCAGAUGGACCCAGCUGGGGGAGGAUGAAUGCUGGAAUUGGGAGACAGCGGAUAGUGGCUGUUGGGUUCAGGGAGAUGACAAGUGGAGUCUCCAUAGGCAUCUUCAUUCUCAUUUCAUCCACGGUGGCAUAGUGGUUAGAGCAAUGCUAUUACAGCUCAGGGCAUUCCCGAGUUCAAUUCUGGAGCCAUUCUGUAAGGAGUCUCUGUUUGUCCUCCCCAUGGAAUUCCUGGGUUUUCUCCAGGUCCUCUGGUUUCCUCCCACAGUCCAAAGAGUUCCAGGAAAAAUUGGAAGAUAUGCUGUGCCUGCCAUUUUGGGCGGAUGCGUAUAUCUUACCUAUGAAAUUCUGGCAUUAGGUGAUAAUGUGACCCUUGACACACAGGCUGUUGAACGAGAGAAGCUGAAAUCGUACAUCUAUGUCCAGACAGCUCCACUGGAACAGCGAGGGAUGCAGGAAUUUACAAGAAACCUGCGAAAGGAACUGCACAGGGCAGUUAAGAGACUAAUCCAAGCUACAGCUGAUAUUUUUUCCUUAUCACUGGACGAGAAUUACAUGAAGCUAGAUGUGGAAGAUCAAGAGUCUGAUUUGUGGCUGCUUCUAAAACGGACUCGAUCAACAUUAAAAGCUGUCCGAUUGCAAGCUGUCCAGACCCUGGCAAAGAAAUAUCACUGGCACGAUUAUCAAUACAGAACUGUGGCCCAGGCAUGUGAUCAGAAAACUUGCAUCGGGCUAGCCAGAUCUAAAGACAUUGAUCUGCGCUUUUUUUUACGCCCUCCUUUACCAAAAUCAAUUGAGGAUUCGUACAUCGAAGAUGAGCUAAGAAAUCUGUUGGCAUCCCUACCACAGGCUGAAGUGGAUCAGUGUGUGCAAUACUUUACUUCACUGGCUUUACGGGAGAGCAACCAGGCUCUAUCAGCACAAAGGGGUGGCCUUUGGUGCUUCGGAGGAAAUGGCCUACCUUAUGCACAGAGUCUAAGCUCUGUCCCGAGUGAAAAGGUUGAAUCGUUUUGUCUGCAAGCUUUAGCUCAACAUUCCAAGGUAUCCAGCCAUUGUGAUGCAAUGGUAGCAAAUGGAGGCUUGCAGUUGCUCCAAAAAAUUUAUCACCUACGCCAAGAUUCUCAAAAAAUUCAAAGAAAUAUCAUUCGGACAAUUGGAAAUGUGGCUUUACAUGACCAUCUUCACUCGGCCAUUGCACAGUCAGGAUGGAUUGGUAUAUUAGCUGAGGUGAUGAAAUCACCGCAUGUUAUCCAGGCUUCUCAUGCUGCAAGAGCUUUGGCCAAUCUGGACAGGGACACCGUGGAAGAGAAGUACGAGGAUGGAAUAUAUAUUCUUCAUCCACAGUACAGAACAAGUCAGCCAAUCAAGGCAGAUGUUCUCUUUGUCCAUGGCCUGCUGGGAGCAGCUUUUAAAACCUGGCGGCAGAAAGACCGCACCGAUGUGGAAGAUAAGAACGCUGACUAUGCUGAAUGUUGGCCCAAGGCCUGGUUGGCUGCAGAUUGUCCCAGUCUAAGGAUAUUAACAGUGGAGUACGACACUCACCUCAGUGACUGGAGAUCCAAGUGCCCUGUGGAGAACGAGAGGAAAUCACUGGCCUACAGGGGUCGGGAGCUGCUGACCAAGCUAAAAGCUGCAGGUGUUGGAGACAGGCCAGUGGUGUGGGUAGCACACAGUAUGGGAGGCUUGUUAGUCAAAAGGAUACUUUUAGAUGCUUCAGAGGAUCCUGAAAUGAGGUCAGUGGUUCAGAAUACCCAAGGGAUUGUGUUUUACAGCGUACCUCACUAUGGAUCUCACCUCGCCGAGUACUCAGUCAAUGCCCGCUUUCUGCUCUUUCCUUCUGUUGAAGUCAUGGAGCUUAGUAAAGAUUCACCUGCUUUGAUGGAACUGAACAAUAAUUUCGCCAGGCUGAUAAAGGAACAAGAAGUUAACAUACUGGGCUUUGGAGAAACGCUUCCGACAAACAUUGGAAGUAUGAUCAAACUCCAGGUGGUACCUCUAAAUUCAGCAGAUUUGGGGAUCGGGGAUUUUAUUCCAUUGGACGUUAAUCAUCUGGAUAUUUGCAAACCCAGAAGCAGAGAUUCCUUCAUUUAUCAGAAGAGUUUGAAAUUUAUAAAAGAUGCUUUAGCACAAGAGCUCAAAAGCUGAAUCACUCCCCUGUUCAGAGUUUCCCCAAAGUGCCAAAGUUUUCAUUCUAUGGUGCAUUUUGGUAAAGUUUCAUCAUGUAACCAAAACUUGAAAAUGCCAACAAUGAUAACAUUCAAGGAUUAUGUUAAAAUUGUAUAUAAGAGGGCAAUGUAUGUAAAUAACCUAUGUUCUGACAACAUUCAGAUUGCUAUUUUGUUGAAAUGAUAGAUAACAAAGUAUAAAAAUGCUUCAAAGUUAUAGUAAGCAAAAGGUUUAUUUAUUAUGGACUGGAAUUGUUUAUUUAAUUUAACUUUGCUCCUUGAAUUUGCUGUGUGGUCUUUCUUGUAAAGUUAAAAUUUGAAUUAGCCCAACUUAUGCAACACUUAGUAGUUUUCCUCUAGACGUGUCUAUGAUUCUAUCUGAUUCUGCAGCCUUUAUUUGGCUUAACUAAUAAGGCGUUAGCAUAUGAAAAUAUUUAACCAGUUAAGCACAUUGGGUGGUGUUGCCAAUCUUCCCACAUUUCGUUUUUUUCUCCCUUUGGUAAUAAAACAAAUGUAUCUGCUAUGUGAGUGCUUGGUCUGAAGUGUAAUCACAGUUGUAAUCUUGGAAACUGGGCAGUCAAUCAUCAUGAAACUAAGUGCAAUAAACUCGUGGCACCACUGCACUUAAUUUAAUUAACUUGCUUGGAACUGUGCAUGUAAGGCUUGCAGUUUGAAGGCAACAAGAGCUGUGAAUGAGCCACGGUGGGCUGAGGGACAGGAGUCAGAGCACAUCUUCACGUAAUGAGGUAGUAGGAGUGGGAAUGUGAUGGAAAGAAGUGCACGCGCUUGAAAUCUGAAAUAAGAGCAGAACAUGCUGCAACUACUCAGCCGGUCAGACAGUACUUCAGGGGCAGUGUUUCUGUUUGGAAAGUGCCACGUUAUUUGGGGCAAGGAAAGAUGUGAGUAAUUGGAUUCAGCGUGUGUUACAUGCUAAAGGUGUUGCAGAGACUUACAGCACAAAAUUAGGCCCUUUAGCUCAACACAUCCAUGCCAAGCAUGGUGCCUAUCUGUAAACACAAAAUAAUCUGCAGAUGCUGGGGUCAAAGCAACAUUCACAACACGCUGGAGGAACUCAGCAGGUCGGGCAGCACCCGUGGAAAAGAUCAGUCGACGUUUCAGGCCGGAACCCUUCGUCACAACAGCCGCCAUAACAGACAGGAUUUCCCAGUAGCCACCCACUUCAACUCUGCUUCCCACUCCCAUUCAGAUAUGUCCAUACAUGGCCUCCUCUACUGCCAUGCUGAGGCUAAACUCAGAUUGGAGGAGCAACACCUCAUAUACUGUCUAGGUAGUCUCCAGCCCCUUGGUAUGAACAUCAAAUUCUCCAACUUCUGGUAAUUCACUCCCCCUCCCUUCCCCUAUCCCUAUGUCACUCUGCCCCCUCCCCCAACUGCCUAUCACCUCCCUCAUGGUUCCGCCUCCUUCUACUACCCAUUGUGUUUUCCCCUAUUCUUUCUUCACCUUUCCUGCCUAUCCCCUCCCUGCUUCCCCUCCCCAACUCCUUUAUCUUUCCCCUUACUGGUUUUUCACCUGGAACCUACCAGCCUUCUCCUUCCCACCCUCCCCCCCACCUUCUGUAUAGGGCCUCUGUCCCUUCCCUCUACAGUCCUGAUGAAGGGUUCUGGCCCGAGACGUCGACCGAUCUUUUCCAUGGGUGCUGCCCGACCUGCUGAGUUCCUCCAGCGUGUUGUGAGUGGUACCUAUCUGAGCUAGUCCCAUUUGACUGUCUUUUGUCUCCACCUUUCCUAUCCAUAUAUCUGUCUAAAUGUCUUUUAAAUGUUGGAAUUGUACCUGCUUUACCAUUUCUUCUGACAGCUCUUUCCACAUACCCAUUACCCCCUGUGGAAACAGUUCCCCUUGGGUCCCGUGUUAAUCUUUACCCUCUCAUGAGAGUUGAACUUGUAGGAAAAAUGAAUCAGGUGCAAGGAACUUGCCCUUACCCUCAUAUCAUCAACUACUCCCCCUCACUGAGAUCCACCUAUCACCUGUCAGUUCUCCCUCUACCCCAACCUUCUCUCCCCACCCCUUAAAAUGCCACUUCUUUCUUUCCAGUCCUGAUGAUAGUAGAUGGUUGUCUCUCUGACCGGACGCCUGUGAAGAGGAGUGUGCCAUGGGGAUCUUGGUCCAUCUAUAACAACGAUCUGGAUGAUGAUGUGGUAAACAGGAUUAGCGACUUUGCGGAGGACACCAAGACUGGGGGCGAAGUGGACAGCAAGGAAGGCUAUCAAUGCUUGCAGUGGGAUCCAGAUUUGCUGGGAAUAUGGGCUGAAAAAUGUCAGAUGGAAUUUUAUUGCAGACAAGUUUGACGUGUUUCACUUUGGGAAGGCAAAUCAGAGUAGGACUUGCGCAGUGAAUGUUAGGGCAUUGAGGAGUGUAGUAGAUCAGAGGAAUCUGAGAGUACAGAUCAUAAUUCCUUGAAAGUGGUAUUACAGAUGCAGUACUGUGCAGAAGGGAAGGUGCCUGAGACUUUUGCACAGUACUGUAUUUAUCAACAUAUGCAGAGAGCGAGUUUGUAAACGUGGCAGGAGAAAAGGAUGUUGGGGCUGGUGAGGGUGGAGCACUGCAGGAGGGGUGGCAGAGAAGUGCCAGGGGUGAGGGGUGGAGCAGGUGGAGACACAGGCAACUCCAGGCAAGGUCAUUUGAUCCAAAUAAUUGCUCUAUUGAUCAUUACAGAAUGUCACUCUGGUGCUUCCUGCUCCCUUCCCACCUCCCCGACCAUAAUUCCCCUCUCCCUGCCACCUUCCUACAUUUAGAUCAAAAUAAUUUUCAGAGAAUCUUAGAAGAAGAAUUGUAGAGAUCCACGAAGCUGGAAAAGGCUACAAAAGUGUUUCUAAAAGCCCGAGUGUUCAUCAGUCCACUGUAAGAGAAAUUGUCUACAAAUGGAGGAAAUUCAGUACUGUAGCUACUCUCCCUAGGAGUAGGCAUCCUGCAAAGAUCACAGCAAGAGCACAACGUGUAAUGCUGAAGGGAGUGAGAAAGAACCCAAGGGUAAUAGCGAAGACCUGUAGAAAUCGCUACAACUUGCUGAAGUCUAUGUUCAUGUGUCCACAAAAUGUAAAUCUCAUUGCUGCACAUCUCAGGUUUGCAAAAGACCACCUGGAUGUUCCACAACGCUUCUGGGACAGUGUUCUGUAGACGGAUGAGACAAUGCACACUGCUAUGUUUGGAGGAAAAAGGGCACUGCACACCAACACCAAAACCUCAUCCCAGCUGGAAGGAGCAUCGUGGUUUGGGGCUGCUUUGCUGCCUCAGGGCCUGGGCAGCUUGCAAUUGUUGAGGGAACAAUGAAUUCAAAAUGGUAUAAAGACAUUUUACAGGAGAAUGUCAGGGUAGCGGUCCGUCACCUGAAGCUUAAUAGUAGUUGAAUGAUGCAACAAGACAAUGAUCCGAAACAUGAGUAAUUCAACAACAGAAUGGUUUAAAAAGAACAUUGGUGUUUUGGAAUGGCCAAGUCAGAGCCCAGAACUUACACCAAUUCAUAUGCUAUGGCAUGACCUAAAGAGGGCUGUUCAUGCAAGGUAUCCCAGAAAUAUCGAUGAACUGAAACAAUUUUGUACGGAGGAAUGGUCUAAAAUUUCUCCUCACCAUUAUGCAAGUCUGAUCAGCAGUUACAGGAAAUGUUUGGUGGAGGUUAUUGCUGCUGUUAAUGGAGGUUCUACCAGCUAUUAAAUACAAGGGUUCACAUACAUUUUCCAGCCUGGACUGUGAAUGAUUGAACAAUGUGUUCAAUAAAGACAUGAA